Molecule: messenger RNA, 1639 nt
Organism: Ceraceosorus bombacis
Lineage: Eukaryota; Fungi; Basidiomycota; Exobasidiomycetes; Ceraceosorales; Ceraceosoraceae
Source: the annotation of a GenBank genome assembly
AUGCAUCGCAUUGCUUGGGAGCGCUUUCAGACUGCUAUUGCCAGGGGACGGGUCUCUUGGCCAAACGGCAUCGUUCAUGUGCUCGAGGGGCAGCACCUCCCUGGACCGAUAGCGAGCGGCGCUAGCGGCUCCACGAAACCGCUGCUCGCCUUACAGACCCGAGGUUUCAAGACCUCAGGAAUUGGCAAUGUCAACUACAGGCGGUUUGGACAAGCAAGUGGAGAUGAGACACGAAGGAUACAGCAGCACAGAGCAGGAUCAUCAAGGGAGCCCAUCCUUGAGCUUGCACGUCGCCUCGGUGGUAGACAAAAUCAAGGCGGCUCAUCCUCAAACAACAAUUGGAAAGACAACUCUUCAAACAGGCUCGCGGUGGUCAUUCUCCUCGUCUUCUUUGGUGGCGGCCUUACCUACUACGUCUUUCACUUGGAGGCCGUGCCGGGAAUGAAUCGAACUCGUUUCAUGGAUGUCACACCGGCACAAGAAGAGUCCCUAUCCAUGGCGACGUACAAAGCUUUCAUAGCACAGAACGGAGCUGCAAUAUUGCCCGCUUACCAUCCCGAAACGAGGAGGGCGCAGCGCGUAGCGUCGAGAUUGGUGCAGGCAAUCUCGGACGUCUCGCCAAGCUCGGAUAAUACACUGCAAAAGUCGCACACGCAAUGGGUCAUCCAUGUCCUCGCUGAUCAGAAGCUCAACGCCUUUGUGUUGCCUGGAGGCAAGAUCUUUAUCUAUGGAGGCAUGCUUCGAUUGUGCCAGACUGACGAUGCAUUGGCGACGGUUCUGAGUCACGGUAAGUAGAUUUGCUGCUUUCACUCCCCUUCACCUCUUGCAUGCUUCUGCUUACGCAGACAAGAGUCCGGUAUUCGUAUCACAACUUGGGCGUCGUGUGCAGAAAUAGCGCAUCAGAUUCUGCGACAUCAUGCAGAAGGACAGAGCGGCACGAAGGUGCUCUACUUCUUGGCACAAGGUUUAGAAGCUCUGUUCGGCUUCGGUUUUGGCUUGUCUAUCCUCUUGACAAAGCUACUGUACCAGUUGCCCAACAGCCGCACGCAGGAGACUGAGGCUGAUCGACUCGGUGCGUACAGCAAGCGCGCGACUGCAAAUGCGCUCUCCAAGUCGAACCCUGACGCCGAGAGUGGCAAUGCAAAACCUCAGGUCUGCGACUCAUGACUGCAGCUUGCUACGAUCCUCGACAAGCGCCAAAGUUCUGGUGAGCCCCAAAAGGCCUGACGUUGGCAGCAUUCUUUCGGUCGUUUUCAAUAACCGUCUCACCUUUGCUUUGUGAAUGAAUAGGGAGCGCUUUGCUCAGAUUGAGCAAAGGCAAUCUGGUGAAGUAAAGGGGCAACAGGAGUCAUCCGGCCUCUUCAAAGCCGCAGAGAGCAUCCUCAGCACGCACCCGCUGUCUGAGAAGCGUAUGCAAGCCCUGCACAGCUGGGUCAGUCUCUUCUAAGCCUAGCGCCCAUGAUUCUCAGACGAUGCUGCUGCUGCUGACGCGUGAACCUCGUCGUCAUUGCUGUUGGUGCCGCAGUUGAACGAAGCCAUGUCUUACAGAGCAGAGAGAUGUGGCGCAUUGCCGGAGCAAGCCUCUGACUUUGCUCAAAUAGCAUGGUCACCCAGCUUCCGGCCAUUUGUCGCUCGAUGA